UUCGUUAUUUCCGGCAUAAGAUACAUGAGCUCGUAGCCCCUUCGUGCAUUCCCUCUCGUCCAUUCUAUCUCGAGAAGUUGGAUGGGGUUGACUCGAAAUCUGAACUAAUCAGCGGAUUCUGAAGCAAUCUAACCUUUUUCAACUUGCGAAAUGAGAGCUAAGUGGCGUAAGAAGAGGAUGCGUAGGCUAAAGCGCAAGAGGAGGAAGAUGCGCGCGAGGUCUAAAUAAGCAACUUCUUCACAUAAAAUCUCUCCGUGGGAAGAAUAGACCUCCAGAUGAAAUUUCAUCAUUCAGCAAAUAUCCUGAGCAGGAACAACAAUUCCAUCGAGCUAAAUUAAUAAUGGGCAUGUUUUUCACACAGAGAGCAUUUUGUACAUGUAAAUCUUGUUUGGUUAAAUAUACAGACUAUUCAAGAUAAUCCAGUGUAGCAUUGAAUCUACCGGCAUCCCUUUCACCUUGAUCCAAGUUUAAACAAUUAUCGUAAAAUAUUUAUUAAAUAUUUUAUAAUUCAUAAUUAUUUAAUAUAAUUCAAAGAAAGAUGUAUAGUUGGCGUACGAAUUAAGUGUAUAUUCGCAAACGCAACUUCUCCACGUUCCAAUAUCAGCAUCGUGACCUAACCUCAAUUAACCUAGACUGUAUCCCGAGAUCGUUCGAGAUGCGCUCGUGUAUUCUGAAGAAUUUACUUCGCACGCGACGAGUAUUACUGGAAUCUUACGGCAAAAAUCAUGAGACGCUAACGUAUUCGCAAUUGAAAUUAACGAGACGAUUUUCGAGUGACUUGAAAAUAAAAUGUGACCACGAGAACGAUAACACGCGAAAGGAUGACGAUCAUAACCUCGCUGCUGCCAUAAAUACGAGAUACAAAUUCUUUGACGACAAGGAUGCGGACGUAAUACUUGAUGUAAGCGAGGAGCAGGAAAAAAUCGCUCUUGAAGAUUUAAAUGCGCAAGAGGAAGUCCGCGAUCCUUACGUCGACCUCAACCUAAAGCACGGCACUACUGGCGUAUACGAUAUCGAGGACCUCGUCACGUUGCUGGAUAGGGACAAAGCCAAGAAUAUUUUCGUCGCAUCGGUACCAAAAAUAUACAGUUAUGUGGAUUACAUUGUUGUUGUAACCGGAAAGUCGCAGAAGCAUAUGAAAGCACUUGCCACUUUCGUGCGCAAAGUUUACAAACUUAAAAGAUACAAGACCGACUUAAUACCCAAGAUCGAAGGAGAGAAUGCAACUGAUUGGAUAGCUAUAGAUCUCGGAAACAUUGUUUUGCACAUCUUUUCUGAUGGUGCCAGAAGAGAGUACGAUUUAGAAACUCUGUGGACAGUCGGCUCGCAAUACGACGAUAAAACGAAGGGUACAACUGAAGAUGUAAAUCUUAUGGAUCAGUAUAAUGCUUUCUUGGCAAAUCUCCAACCAGCUGAUAACACACAGUGAUACGUGUGUGUAUAAUUUAAUGAUACAGUCUAAAUUAAAAUAGCUCGAUCCAUUCUGUUUUAAGUUUAGAGCAAUAAAGACAUUGUUAAACUAAUAA
Ooceraea biroi (clonal raider ant) is the source of this 1526-nucleotide messenger RNA. It is a transcript of the gene RsfS312, whose product is annotated as ribosomal silencing factor RsfS-like protein, 312. Gene Ontology annotation, cellular component: mitochondrion. Gene Ontology annotation, molecular function: ribosomal large subunit binding. NCBI's taxonomy places the organism in Eukaryota, Metazoa, Arthropoda, Insecta, Hymenoptera, Formicidae. The record is from RefSeq and is a predicted model, not a curated record. Gene Ontology annotation, biological process: negative regulation of ribosome biogenesis; negative regulation of translation.